AUGAGCGUCGGUGUCCAGUCGGUUUUGUACGUGAUCCUCGGACUUUCAGGGAUAUUUAUACCUCAUUCGGUAAACUGUAAUCCGUAUCGCGAUAGUUAUACAGUGACACAUCUGAAAUAUGAUUAUUCGGAAGAAAGGAUUUUCCAGAAGGAAAGAGAUCUUGAUGAAAAAAACAGUGGUUUGCAGGAUGCUAAUAAUGAUCAAAAACCGCAAUCGAUUUUGGAUUCCAAAGACAGAAAAGAAAAAAGAGUUGAAGCAACAAAUUAUCUUCAAGAGACACUCAAAGAAUCAUCCCGAGAUGAUGAUUAUGACAGAGGUUUUUCUCUAUUUGGCCUAGUUGAAUCCAUGCUAUUUGUCGUAGCAAAUGGACUCAGCACAGUUGUAAGCAGCAUCGUUGGUACUGAAAAGAAGAAUUUACGAUCAAAUGUCAGUAGAAUAAAUUAUAGAAACUAUCAAUUAAUUAGAGUGUUUCCUAACACGGAAAAUCACGUUGUGGAUCUGCGUAAUUUGAGAGACGCUGAGCCCGAAGACGUCAAAUUUUGGUCCUUUCCAAAUCUCAACAGGACCUCCGAUAUUAUCGUCGCGCCAGAUAUUGUAGCUGACGUUAAGGACUAUUUGAAAGAUAAGAAAAUCGACUUCAAAGUAUUAAUGUCGGAUAUUCAGAAAGCAAUCUCAUAUCAAAAUCCAAAAAUGUCAAAAGAUCAACGCGAGGACUUGGUGACCACUCAAGGUCAUAGUAUGACAUGGAAACGUUAUCAUCGAUAUGGAGAUAUCGUGCGCUAUUUAGAAUACCUAGCUUUUAGGUACCCCAAAAUACUUGAAUUAAUAACUAUCGGCCAAAGUUACGAAGGCCAACCAAUAAAAAUGGCAAAGGUUUCGACAGGAUUAAAAAAAGACGGCGAAAGAAAACCUGCGAUUUGGAUCGAUGCCGGCAUGCAUGGACGUGAAUGGAUCGGUAGUGCCGUGGCGACCUACAUACUAAGCCAAUUGGUUGAAAGGAAUUCGACCUACUCGAAAUUAUUGGAUAAUUCAGACUGGAUGAUUUUGCCAGUUAUCAAUCCCGAUGGUUACGAGUAUAGUCAUAUCGGUGACCGCUUCUGGCGGAAAACUAGAAGCAAUCACGCGGAAAGUCAAGAAGAUAGUAGGUACACACCUUCCAAUUUAUUACAGUUCGUAACGCACUAUACUAGAUGGUUCUGGACUAAAUGCGAAGGAGUUGAUCCAAAUCGAAAUUUUGCAUAUCACUGGGGCGAGGAAAAGGAAGAGGGAGCUAGUUCAGAUCCUUGUCAGGAAACUUACUCAGGACCGUUCGCCUUCUCCGAACCAGAAACGAAGGCUAUGGCAGAUUACAUUCUGGCAAAUAAGCAACAUAUUCGAAUGUAUUUGACUUUGCAUUCUUAUUCUCAAAUGUGGCUACUACCAUGGGGUCACACACGUUCGAAACCGUCGGAUUAUUCCGAUAUGAUGAACGUAGCGAAAAAAGCAAUUAAUGCAAUUACAAAGGUUCAUGGCACUCAUUAUCAACUUGGACCGGUGACAGACUUGAUGUAUCCAAUUUCUGGGGCAUCCGAUGAUUGGGCCAAAGGCGUCGCCGGUAUAAAAUAUGCGUACACGGUGGAACUACGCGAUCGCGGAACAUAUGGAUUUCUGUUGCCGGCGGCUCAGAUAGUUCCGACCGCGCGCGAGAUCUGGGCGGGAAUUCGCGCAAUCGCUCGCUUGGUCACCUGUAACACCUGUGUUAUUCGGCCAAUUGCCAUUUAUUCAACUAGUAUACCGACCGGCAUAAUGCUGAUUCAGUGCGUUUUAGCUGCCAUUCUGGUUUUUCAGGCAUGUCUGGCCACCCCCUUUGGUCUGAAACCUAAGAUCACCGACGGUGAAGAUGCCACACCUGGUGAAUUUCCUUAUCAAGUGUCUAUUCGUUGGGGUAUACCACCUCUCGUUCCACUGAACCAUGCCUGCGGUGGUUCAAUUUUAGAUGAGCAUUACGUUUUGACCGCCGGACACUGUGUUUUAAAGUACGGCAAGCUUAAAGUAUUGGCUGGCAAGCAUCACAUUUCUAGAGACGAAGACACUCAACAAGAAGUUGAAGUUGAAAGGGCCAUCGUUCACAAAGAGUAUCCGGGAGGUGUUGCUCCAUAUGAUAUCGCUAUCCUGAAACUGAAAACUCCUCUUAUCUUUAACAAGAGAGUGUCCGCUAUCUCUCUACCUCGACGGAACGAGAUACGAACUGGAAAUGCUGUGCUCUCUGGAUGGGGCUCUAUUUCAAAAAAAUUGCGCCCGCUGCUUCCUGAUGUUCUUCAAAAGGUUACUGUACCUGUGUUGGACAAUCAAUCUUGUCUGAACAAAUUCCCGGAUAACAUCAUAGGCAAAAAACCAGAACUUUAUGAUUCACAAAUCUGCACUGAUUCUGUUGGAGAGGUAUCAGCCUGCUCUGGUGACUCUGGUGGUCCACUGGUCCAAUUCGAAAACAACACUCCUAUCCAAAUCGGUAUCGUUUCAUGGGGUGUUAUGCCGUGCGGUGUCAACCGCGUUCCUUCCGUAUACACCCGCGUGGCUUCCUACGUUGAUUGGAUUAAAUUAACGAUUUGGCUUGACAAUGUCAAACCGAAUGUCUGAUUAUUUAUAUUAAAUAUCUUUCGUCUUUUCUAUGCGAUCAAUAUGCUUGUGAGAAUUGUAUUAUUUAAGACAUUAUUGUGUGCGCCAUUUUCAUACAAAUUAAAACAACCAA
This is a messenger RNA of Formica exsecta, 2728 nucleotides long. RefSeq lists its product as uncharacterized. The record is from RefSeq and is a predicted model, not a curated record. Gene Ontology annotation, biological process: proteolysis. Gene Ontology annotation, molecular function: serine-type endopeptidase activity; metallocarboxypeptidase activity; zinc ion binding. NCBI's taxonomy places the organism in Eukaryota, Metazoa, Arthropoda, Insecta, Hymenoptera, Formicidae. The transcript is spliced from 13 exons. Bases 1 to 2616 code for a protein of 871 amino acids.